UGACAACUUUAAUCGUUUAACCAACCGAUGUUGCUUUUGCUUGUGUUAUUUUGAUACUUAUAUUAGCGGUACUUAAAAGCUAUACUCAAAAUUACUCGAAAGUGUAUUUUAGGUGGCAGGAACCAACGUGAAUUUCUGUCCAUCACUGGCCUCCAAAGAAGAUUUCGCAGGAAAACGCCACAAGAUGUUUCGUCUUGCAGAUUCUCCCCACACUCUAUCUACUCGAUGCUGUGUGUGUGUGUGCGCGCAGACUCUCUUGAUACGAGAAUUGCUCAAUUCUCUUUUCAGAGGGGCCCUGCAGAACCCAAUCCUGCAUGCCAAGGUGCCACGGCCAAUGCCAACAAGCCUGUGGAAGCUUUCAGGCUUACCAUGUCCAGUAGCCCAGAGAAGAAGGAGCCUGCGGCCAGACCCGGAUCUGCCUUGGGGAACCAGAUCGAUGACGAGAGUGACGACGAUUUGAUCUUUGGUCCGGCAGCUGCCAAAGCCAGCAGCGCCGCCGCUGCCAAAGGAAGCAGCGCGGCCGCCAGGCGGAAGAUUGGCGAGAAGAUCGGCGUCUUGAUGUCCAGUCUCGACAGCGAUGAGGACCACGAGCCGGUGGCGCUGUCGGAGCGGCAGCGGAAGUUGCUGAAGGAGGGCAUCGCAGGUUUGAGCGGCCGGCCAACACGGCCACCAGGUGAAGAAAGCAGUGAUGAUGAGAUUAUCAUUGAGGAGGUGGGCCUUGACCCAAAGCCGAAGGCUCCUCCGUCCCGCAACCAUCAAGGAGGCGAGGAGAGCACCAGUGAAAGUGAAACUGAAGCCUUGGCUGAGAGGUGGAAGAGCAAGGCAGCAGCAAUGCUGAAGCUCGACUGCAAAGAAUGGGCCUGCAACCCAUCGGUCGUCUCCCUGUUCAGGGCACUCUGCGGAAGAUUCAGACUGAGAGAAGGAGACCGGACUGGCAGCUAGGCUGCAAGCGAUUGACAUCUAUAUAGAUUGAUUGGAAAUCUAUAUUGUUCUAGAAGAUGUCGGGAAUCUGC
Messenger RNA from Durusdinium trenchii, 1013 nucleotides. The record is from the annotation of a GenBank genome assembly. Lineage: Eukaryota; Dinophyceae; Suessiales; Symbiodiniaceae.